Messenger RNA from Balaenoptera ricei (Rice's whale), 5083 nucleotides. It is a transcript of the gene DOK6, whose product is annotated as docking protein 6. Gene Ontology annotation, biological process: positive regulation of MAPK cascade; cell surface receptor protein tyrosine kinase signaling pathway. Bases 211 to 1293 code for a protein of 360 amino acids. Lineage: Eukaryota; Metazoa; Chordata; Mammalia; Artiodactyla; Balaenopteridae. Gene Ontology annotation, cellular component: cytoplasm. The transcript is spliced from 9 exons. The record is from RefSeq and is a predicted model, not a curated record.
AGGUGAGGACCGGAGCGCGGAGGGCGGGCGCUGCUCGCGGCGCCGGGCCGCGUUCCCCGUCCGCGGUCACCCUGCCACCAGCCUGCGUCCCCGGCGGCGGGAGCUCGGGGGCACCGGGCGGCGGCUGGCGGCGGCCGGCUGGAUGCGAGACCUGCGCGGACCCCGUGGCGGACGGCAGCUCUCGACUCGGGGAAGCCGAACGCGCUGGCCAUGGCCUCCAACUUUAACGACAUAGUCAAGCAGGGCUACGUGAAAAUCCGCAGCAGGAAGCUGGGGAUUUUCAGACGUUGCUGGUUGGUUUUUAAGAAGGCGUCUAGUAAAGGACCCAGAAGGCUAGAAAAAUUUCCAGAUGAAAAGGCAGCAUAUUUCAGAAACUUUCAUAAGGUAACUGAACUGCACAACAUCAAGAAUAUAACCAGGCUGCCUCGAGAGACGAAGAAGCAUGCAGUGGCAAUUAUCUUUCAUGAUGAAACGUCAAAGACAUUUGCCUGUGAGUCAGAGCUGGAGGCCGAGGAGUGGUGCAAGCAUCUCUGCAUGGAGUGUCUGGGGACCAGGCUGAAUGACAUCAGCCUCGGGGAGCCUGAUCUCUUGGCAGCAGGAGUGCAGCGGGAACAGAAUGAGCGAUUCAAUGUGUAUCUUAUGCCUACACCAAAUCUGGACAUUUAUGGCGAAUGCACAAUGCAGAUCACUCAUGAGAAUAUCUAUCUCUGGGAUAUCCACAAUGCCAAGGUCAAGCUGGUGAUGUGGCCUCUCAGCUCACUGAGGAGAUACGGGCGGGACUCAACAUGGUUCACGUUUGAGUCAGGAAGAAUGUGUGACACAGGAGAAGGACUAUUCACUUUUCAAACAAGGGAAGGAGAAAUGAUCUAUCAGAAGGUCCAUUCUGCGACACUGGCCAUAGCUGAGCAACAUGAAAGAUUAAUGCUAGAAAUGGAGCAGAAAGCCCGGCAAAGACUGCCGCCAUGUCCUGCCACAUCCUGCCCUCCUUGCGCCGGCACAUGGUACGGUGUCACUCCAGGACCUUGCUUCAGACAUCUUCAGACAAGCUUGACUGAACCAAUGGCGUUGUCCAAAUCAGUAUCUCUCCCCCGCAGCGCGUACUGGCAUCACAUCACUCGGCAGAACAGCGUUGGAGAAAUCUACAGUUUGCAAGGUCACGGGUUCGGGGCCUCGAAGAUGUCACGUGCACAGACGUUUCCCAGCUACGCCUCGGAGCAGAGCGAAGAGACGCAGCCGUCCUUGUCCCGGUCCAGCAGCUACGGCUUCAGCUACAGCUCCAGCCUCAUCCAAUGACACCCAGAGAGAUGCUGAGACCAGAGAGACAGUCUGCCCGGACCUGCCUGGGGGCCAUCGCGCCCUCUACCUCGCGGAGGACCAAUUGCAGGGAACAUUGAAAUGGGUCGGGUCUAUCCCCGCUCCCAGUGGAAGGUUAAAAACUGGAGUUCUGCUUCCUUGAUUCCGUGGCUAAGUUCUUUAUUUACUGAGUUUCUUGCGGGGGAGUCUACGUUUUACAAAAAUAGAAUCCAAAUCGUCUGAACAGUCAUUUAAAUAAAAUCCUUUGAGUCUGACAGUAGCAGAAGCCUGGGCAGGGUGAGAAGUCGCCCACGCUGGACCGUACCUGGGUGAAGGCAUUGCCCCUGUCCUCCUAGCUCAGUCCUCCCACCUGAGGAGAGGUCUGUCCUUAGAAAGGUGACCCACCACAAGUUCUGUGGCUUGGAGGGUUUCGACAGGGACAAAUCCAAUAAGCUCUACAAAUGGCAUCACAACUUUCCGUAUAAAUAAGCCCAGUGACAAGGGAACACGCCCACGAAAUUUAGAACACACUCUUAAGCAGGGCCUUGUAGCUCUAUUCUGUGUGUGUGCUCUGUGUGUGUGUGUGUGUUGUGUGUGUGUGUGUCUGUAGACAAAUAUAGAUAUGGAUAUUGCUGUAUCCAUCUAUAUCUAACAAGUAUAUAUCAAUGUGUGCUGAGAGUGACAGGAUAUGCUCACUUAAAUUGUUGAAAACUGUUAUUUGGUGCAUUAAAAUUAAGAUCGUUAUGUUGAAUAGCUAUGUUUAAAAUAGUGCUGUAAAAAAAAAAAAAAGGCUUCUUAUUGGCAAAGUAUUCAUGUAGUCACGUCUGCUCCUGUGACAAACAGAGGUGACGAUGUGAAAAGGGGGACCACUUUGGAAGCGAAGGAACCAGUCUGGCUGCACGUCACGUCACUGCACUGUCUUUCUGUUCAGUAAUCCCUUGUUGGUGACGAUGUUUCUCCCUUUGGCCCCCUCUGAGCUACGUGGGGAAGAUUGGGUGUGAUCCUCGACUGGCUUUCAUUUACCCUCGAGGAAAAGAAGGACUCUAAAUGACAAUCUGUUUAAGAAAGAGAUAAAAGUACACUUUAAAUGAAAUCAGACAUUUUGCAGUCAGGAGACCAACAAUAGGGACAGGAUUGUAGGUAUCAUUUUAUGUGUGACAGAUGCUGUUCUCAGAGAGCCAUCAGAGGCUUGUAAUUUACUGUGUAACCAGAAUUGGCUGGGCUUUACUUUCCUUUUACUGGAUAUGGGUUGGCUGGGAUUAUAAGAGAAAAUGGAUCCAGAAAAAAAAGUUAUUUUCAUUCCUGAGACUAAUGACAAACCUACUAGAUUUAAAGGGAAGUGGUGAUUUCCACGUGAACUGGGGAAGUUUGGCUAAUUUGGGUCAACAUAGGUAUUUUUGCCCUUAGUUUUGGAGUUUACUCAAGUAAAAAUAAAAAUCAUUCUGCCCGAAUUAUCUGAUGCCACGUGCCUAAGAUGGUCAACUCAUAAAUACUCCAAAGGUGGAUUUAAAGAACAGCGAGCCCAGGUCAUGUAAGAUGAAAACCUGAUAUUUUUUUCAAUAUCAAAAUUUUUUUAAGCUUUCAAAGUUAGUCUGUUGAAAGGGUACCUUUUUUGCUGAUCUGUGAUAAGACUUUUCUUUCAUCCAUGUCCAUAGCUUGAAUGCAGUCACAAUUCAUUGUGGAGAGUUAUUCGUGGUAAAAGCAGUAUUCAGUCCCUCCGUGAUAAAUUUGCACUUAUAGCAACUGCCUAGAUUUUCCACAUCUCUCAGAUAAGUCUGAAAAUGCCCCCAAGAUGCUAAUCAUAAGAGUUAAUGUGGCUGUGAAAAAUAAUUAUUCUAAGCUUUCAGGGAUAAAAAGAAAAUUACUCAAAUGCUCUGCACUGUGAAUUUUGCUGACACAGCAUAAGAGCGGAUGACUGGUUCCUGACGAUGAUACAGCCUUCCCUGAAAUCCCAGCUUUCAGGGUUGAACACCUCUGAAUUACUUUUAGCACAUGGCAUUUGCUUUUGAAAUGCCGCGAGUGAAACACACCAGAGCAACUCCCAGCUGAGACCAUCUGAGCACAGCUCCCAGGGGUGCCGCGCUCAAAGCAAGCCUCUCGCGGCUCACUCGGUCGAGUUGUUGCUUACAGACCACAAGUUUCUACAUGGAACUUAGGGGGACAGAUCCUCAGGGGUCCUGGUAUAUGUCUCAGCUUUAUUACUGUGCCAGAAGCACAGACAGCGGGUCCGGGGGGAUUCUGCUAAUUAGACGAGUCUGCUCUUGUGUCUGUUUGGUGGGAGACAUGAUUCCUGCAUGAAGUAGUUUCCAGAACACUGUUUGCUUGUGAUCAUUACCAGUGAGUGUAACUGAGGGGGUCCCAAAGAUCAGGCAUAACCUUGGGCCGGUUCAUUCAGAAAAUAAUGUCAUAAAAAAGAGUCAGUGAGAGAGAAAUUUCCUUCCCGUGUCCUUAAGCCAAUCUCAUCACAAUGAGAAUAAUGCUGUAAAAGAUUUCGUGAUAAAUUUUUGGAGAUUUAUUCUAGCAUGCUCCUCUAACUAUACCUAAAAUUGCAACUAAGUCAAAAUUGCUAAAUGAACAGAUAGGAGAAUUUAUAGUAACCUAAUAUACUUGGCAUAAGGCAAUGCACACUGUAAUCAGUGACAAGCAGAUAAAUAUUCUGCAAAAACCAAAGAUGAAAACUUACUGAACCAGUCUGCUGGAAGGUCAUAAAACCAGCACCAGUGGAGUAAGUAGAGUGGUCCUAGGCAUGUAUCCAACUCACUUGAGCUUGUAGGUUUUUGACUAAAGAUGCCUCUACGCUUUGCAAGCAUUUUUCUCCCUUCAGUAAUUGUGUUCUUCUUUAAUAUACAUGUGACUUUUUCAUUGUGAGGGAGUGACUGCUAUGAACCAAAGACAUCUUUCAGCUCCUUCUGAAACUGACUCAGUCAGCUUUCCAUCCAGAUGUAGACCGGUGGACGAAGGUGGUCACAGUUUCCAUAUCGAGUUGGAAGAAAGCAGUGGUCAAGAACCCAAGUCAUAAAGGAUCUUCUGAGAGCAGAGAAAGCCUGGAAGACGUACACAUUUCAUGGAAAGAUUACCUGAAGGGAUUUAUUUUUUAUGUCCCCAAUUUUUUGUUCUGAUAAUAUUAAUUGUUGUACACGUGACAUUAUAAUUAUGUAGAAAAGUACAAAAUAACUUUGACCCAAUGGUUUACUAUUCUGGUGGGAGGGAAAAGAAAACACUUCUUUCUCUUAGUCAUCAAACAAAUAAUAGGCACUCAGAACUAAUUUGUUUAUGCAAUAAAUAUUUAUGAAUCAAUAGGUUUUGGCCACUGCCACAAUUUGAACUUAAUGAAAUAAGAAAUAUAUAUUUACUUAUAUAUUAAGGAAGAUGUGGUUUGAUAGAGCAUGUGAAAUAAAGUGAAACGUAUUUAUUAAAAGUAAACCUCACCUUUUCCAACAAGUAGUAACUAUAGUACUAGUCCUGGUAUCUUGUACAAUUUUCCUCUGUCUUCAUUGGGCAAUUAUGUUUGAAAAUAAUUUAUCACCUAUAAAAUGGUUAACCACUUAUUCUUUCUGUCCAGUAUAGAAGCAGUGGACUGAUAAGUAACUUUACACUGUUAGUAGUUUCUAUAAAUCCAACUUAUUGCAUGUGGUAUCUUUAUAGUAGAUAUUAAAAACAUCAUAAAAAUUGAUGUCUGCCCCUCAUUCUUUGGCCAAUAUCUCAGAAAACUCUGUAAAAAAGCAUGAUUACACUACUCCCUUGAUUAUUUGAGCCACUUACUAAAAUUGACCAUUAAUGCUACCGUGAA